UCUCUGGGUGUGCUUCUUUAGGGUUUUGCCGAGCGCGUGGGAGGAUCUUCUAGGUAUGGGAGGGGGCGCCUGGUAGAUUUGUAGAGAUUCCGAGAGAGGAUCCAGCGGCCGAUCGAUCGUAUAGAUUUCGAUGGCGUUUCAAGCAAGAAGCUCGCCGGUCAAGCACAAGAUCAAGAGGAAUGCUGAGAAUGUGCCCCCAAACACGACGCCCGGGCGGGGAGGGAGUAAUCUCUGCGGUGAUUCUCCCCUGCAUUGCAAAUCCGGCGUCAAGGCAGCAGUCAAGGGGAAUUUCAGCGCCGGGACGACGCCAUUGCAUUCCAGCCCCGGGCUUCCGCCGCGGCCCCCUUCGUCCGCGAGCAAAAUUCCAAAGCGGAAGCUACUGUGGGAGCAGCAGAAUUCCGAGCAACCGGCGGACAGCGAGAAAUCCAGCGACACUGGAGUCUCGGUUCUCGUUAGAGUGAGGCCAUUCAACAAGAAGGAGCUGCUGGAGCAAUCUAGCGCUAUUAUCAGCAAGGCAUCCACGAACUCUCUCUCGAUUUGCGACCAGCAUUACACUUUCGAUGCUGUUGCUGAUGAGGAUUCUACUCAGGAGGAGAUGUUUAAGCUGGUUGGAUUGCCAAUGGUGGAAAAUUGUUUGGCUGGAUUUAACAGUUCGAUUUUUGCUUAUGGACAGACAGGGAGUGGAAAAACAUACACGAUGUGGGGUGUUGUCCAUGAUCCCACAAGUGGAAAGCCUCCUAGCGCCGAGAGGGGAGUGACGCCACGGGUGUUUGAGACAUUGUUUUCGCGAAUAAAAGAGGAGGAGACAAAAAAUGCAGAGAAGCAGCUGUUUUUUCAGUGCCGCUGCUCCUUUCUCGAGAUUUACAACGAACAAAUUGCUGACCUCUUGGAGCCUAGGCACAAAAACCUUCAGGUUCGGGAAGAUGUAAAAACUGGCGUCUAUGUUGACAACCUUACCGAGGAAUACGUGUCGAACAUGGAUGAUGUCUCCCGGCUUCUUCUUAAAGGGCUAGGAAACCGUAGAAUAGGUGCAACUUCUCUGAACACGGAAAGCUCUCGGUCACACACCGUAUUCACUUGUGUGCUAGAAUGCCGGUACAAGACGUUGGCGGACGGUAUGAGCAGCGUUCGAAGAAGCCGCAUUAAUUUGGUGGAUCUUGCUGGAUCGGAGAGACAAAAACAAAGUGGUGCUGCAGGUGAACGUUUGAAAGAAGCUGGCAACAUAAACAGAUCUCUCUCACAGCUUGGAAACGUGAUCAACAUACUGGCAGAAAUUGCUCAAUCAGGAAAGCAACGCCAUGUACCAUAUCGGGACUCCCGGCUUACAUUUCUCUUGCAAGAGUCCCUUGGUGGCAAUGCCAAACUGGCAAUGAUAUGUGCAGUAUCCCCAGCCGACAGCUGCAAAAGCGAGUCAACUAGUACCUUGAGAUUUGCUCAACGAGCGAAGGCUAUACAGAACAAGGCGGUUGUCAACGAGGAAACUACCUCCGACUCUAACUUGCUGAGGGAGCAAAUACGUCAACUUAAGGAUGAGUUAAAGCGCAUGAAAUCCAAGGAAAAGCAACAAGGAGUUGACGGUCCUUAUUCCAGCGCAUGCAACGCCCGUAGGAGCUACAACCUCUUGAGACUAAGUCUAGCGCUUCCAAUGACGGUGCCAGCAACGGUGGAUUCGGAUUCGGAUGAAGAAAUGGAGAUUGACGAGAAUGCUGUCGAGGGCAGAGAAAAUUCUGUCGAGAGCAUCAAAGAAAACACUGUCAACGACAGCAGAGAAAACGAUCACAACGCGACUCCCGAAAAGCAUGACGAGCAGAUGCCAGAGUACUUUGCAUUGGCGCAACAGAGAGAUCCGGACAAGGCGGAUGACAAUCAAGCACGACGUCGUGAAGUCGAGGAGCUGCAGGAUGCAUUGGAAGUAGCAAUGACAGGUCAUGCCCGGCUGCUGGAGCAGUAUGCAGAGCUCCAAGAGAAGCAUGUAGCGCUCGUAGCAAAGCAACGGAGGAUCCGCGAGGGAGUAACGGACGUGAGGCAGAUGGCCAUGCGAGCAGGGGCAAGCUCGUCACAGCUGAAGUGGCUCGAGUCGCAGGCAGCUCAGAUCGUCGCGUUGAAUCUCGAGCGUGAGCAGGAGCGAGAGGCCGCGAACGAGGAGAUUGAGUUCCUCCAGUCGCAGCUGCGUGACACCGCCGAGGCCGUACAAGCUGCUGGGGAACUGCUUGUCCGUUUGAAAGAAGCGGAGGAGGCUGCCGCCAUCGCGAACGACGCUGCGGCACUGGCGGAGCAAGACGCAGAUAGAAUGUACAGGGAGAUGGAGAAACUCAAGCGGCGACACGCCACGGAGAUGGCAACUUUGCAGCAGAGGCUUUUGGAGUCCCGGCUACAGAGAGCUGCGCCCUGUCCGAUGUGCGUCAUGGCAGAGAGAGUGAAGUUCCAGUUCACGGACGUGGAUCCGGACACGGCAGCCGCAGCCAUGGAGGCCGAGCAAGACGCUGCCGCCCUCGAGCAAGAGCUUGCACAAUACAAGAACCACACUCCAAUGGAGGCCAUCGAUGAGGACGAGGACGAGGACGAGGACGAGGACGAGGAGCUCGCCGCCGAGAGCGGUGGCUGUGACCAACAAGGACAGGGAGAGGAGCUUUACGCUGAGGAUUCGUGGAGAGAAGAAGAUCAUCGUGACGAUGCUGCGCUCGAGCAAGAAGAAGAGCGAUACGAAGAGAGCAGUACUCCAGGUGAGCACAAGGAAGGUGAGAAGAUCGCUGCUCGGAACGAUCCGUGUGAGCAGGGAGAGGAGGAGGAUUCGUCGAGAGAUUAUUAUGAGCAUCAUCGGCAAGAUGAUGGUUUCGAGGACGAGAUCCACGACGAUUUGUACGAUGGGAGCGAGGAUAGAUGCAACUUCUGAUCUUGUUCUUGGGUAUAAAUUCUUGUUGGCUCGAAAUAAAACAAUCUAAACCAUUGGUUAAGUUUUUCGUA
Selaginella moellendorffii is the source of this 2964-nucleotide messenger RNA. RefSeq names its product kinesin-like protein KIN-12A. The coding region runs from base 131 to 2893 and encodes 920 amino acids. The transcript is spliced from 12 exons. Gene Ontology annotation, molecular function: microtubule motor activity; ATP binding; microtubule binding. NCBI's taxonomy places the organism in Eukaryota, Viridiplantae, Streptophyta, Lycopodiopsida, Selaginellales, Selaginellaceae. Gene Ontology annotation, biological process: microtubule-based movement. The record is from RefSeq and is a predicted model, not a curated record.